Cicer arietinum (chickpea) is the source of this 1161-nucleotide messenger RNA. RefSeq lists its product as uncharacterized. Lineage: Eukaryota; Viridiplantae; Streptophyta; Magnoliopsida; Fabales; Fabaceae. The record is from RefSeq and is a predicted model, not a curated record.
UAUUAUUUCUCUAAUGUUUUAAAAAAUUCUAACCUAGUUUUGAAUCUUCCUGAAUCCUGUGUUUAUAUAAAUAAAUCUGUAAAACUACGCUUCGUUCUUCGCCAAUAAUAAUAACAAACAAAACCCUUGAUUACCAUACCAUAGCGCUUGUUCAUUCGAUUUCCCAAUCAUGGUAGCUAAACCAAUUAUCACCGAGCUUGUUGCUCUUACAGAGAAGAAGAUGGACAUGACUCUAGAUGAUAUAAUCAAAAUGUCUAAAAACCCAAAACCUAGGAAGCAAACAAGGGUUUCGAACAAGAGCAAAACGUUUACAAACACUCUUGCACAAGAUAAGACUUUUAAGGUGGGACGUUAUAUGGACUCGAGAUCUUCUCUUAGACAAGGAGUUCUUGCAAAAAGAAGGUCGAAUUUCCAAGGAAACCAAUUUCCCCUUGCUACUGAGGCUGCACGAAAAGCUGUUGCAGCUCCUCUUCACUAUGGAGUUUCUAAUCAAAAUAAGAUGGCUAAAUGGAAUAAAACAAGGUUCCACACCCCUGUGAAUCAGAGAAGGGCCGCUAGUGGAGGUUUUACUGCUAAGCCACUGCCUCCCUAUCUGCAGCAACAUCAGCAUCAUCAUCAGAAGCAGGAGGAUGUCAAUAUAAAGACUAAGCAAAGGCCACAGACACUGGAUUCACUGUUUGCAAACCUGAGGGAGCAAAGAAUGAAAGUUUUUUCAAGGCAGAACAAUUCUGUGCAGCACAAUGGAGCUGGUAGCCGGAGGCCACAAUGGGGAAGAGGUCGAUUUGGCAACUGACAAGAUGGUUUGGUUGAUAAUUUCAUGGUGUCACUUUCAGAACUGUAGUAUGUUUGGCUUGCUGUAUCGAAAAUUCUUGGUUGACUCUAACUGAGAUUUCCAUUCCUAGCAGGCUAGUUGUAUUUUAAUGUAUGGAAAAUCUUCACCUUUAUCAUUUAAAGGUGUGGGUACAUGUUAGCAACAUCCGUACUUUUAUUCAUUUGCUUUCAUUGUAUAGUAGUUUUCUUCCGUGGCAUUUGCUUUGACUCGGAUUGAUGAAUGCGGUCUAGCUUAUGCUGCUAUAUGGAAUUCCCAGCUGUUAGCAAUAUUGAAUAAGAAUGCUUCUAGUCUUUUUACUACAAGAUUUUAAUCAAUAUAAAGUUUAUCAA